AUGGGUUGGGUGGAGAAGACGAAUAUGGCUGUGGCAAAGAGCGCCGUUGGAAGACGAUUCAGGCUUGAAUUUUCCGGGCAUAGGUAUGAGAGAAAAGGCUCCAGGUUUCUGACAGAAGUGAGAGCCGGUCUCGCCACAUUCUUCGCUAUGGCGUAUAUCAUCUCAGUCAAUGCUUCGAUCGUAUCAGAAACUUCAACAGAUCCUACUUACCAAUUAUGCGUUCAGGAGGUCAACCAGGACUUGGUCACAGGUACGGCAGCAAUAUCUGCUCUAACGAGUUUUUGCAUGGGGGUUUUUGCAAAUAUGCCUAUCGCUCUAGCCCCCGGAAUGGGUCUGAAUGCAUAUUUUGCUUACCAAGUUGUUGGGAUACAUGGCCAGGGACCCGUUCCGUACAGACUAGCAUUGACAGCUGUCUUCAUCGAAGGAUUACUCUUUGUUGCGCUUUCAAUACUUGGACUCAGGCAAUGGCUUGCUCGCGCCAUACCUCGAAGCUUGAAGAUCGCUAGCGGCGCAGGUAUUGGGCUCUAUCUCGCUCUCAUUGGGCUAACUUACAGCGCAGGAAUUGGUGCCAUUACAGGCAGUAAUACCGAUGUACCUCUUCAACUAACUGGCUGUGUACCUGAAUUCAUUGCUUCAGACGGAACCUGCACGUCCGGUAAGAUGCGGAGUCCGACCAUGUGGCUUGGCAUAUUUGGUGGGGGAAUGUUCACGGCGUUUCUUAUGAUGUACCGUGUCAAAGGUGCCGUCAUAGCAGGAAUCCUCCUCGUCUCCAUCGUUUCCUGGCCGCGCAAUACCUCCGUUACUUUUUUCCCUCAAACCGUUUCUGGCGAUGCGGCUUUUGAGUUCUUCAAGAAAGUCGUCACUUUUCAUCCAAUUUCUCGAGUGCUGGCUGUGCAAGAUUGGAAUAUCACAGGAGCUGGAGCAGGACAAUUUGCAUCCGCACUCAUCACCUUUCUGUACGUCGAUAUCCUUGAUUGUACUGGUACGUUAUACUCAAUGGCCCGUUUCUGUGGAGCGAUCGACGAAGACACGCAAGAUUUUGAAGGCAGCGCUGUAGCCUACCUAGUUGACGCCUUUGGCAUAUCUCUUGGCUCCUUCGUAGGCUCUCCGCCCGUUACUGCAUUUAUUGAAUCCGGCGCCGGUAUAUCCGAAGGUGGGGCAACCGGUCUCACGGCCGUCACCACCGGCUUUUGUUUCUUCAUCAGUAUUUUCUUUGCUCCAAUAUUUGCUAGCAUACCUCCCUGGGCAACUGGCUGCACUCUGAUACUCGUUGGCGCGAUGAUGGCGCGCGCUUGUACAGAGAUUAACUGGCGAUACCUGGGGGAUUCUAUACCGGCUUUCCUGACACUAGCGAUCAUGCCUUUUACGUAUUCGAUUGCUUACGGACUGAUAACGGGGAUUGUCACGUAUACGCUACUUAACAGUUCAGCGUGGAUAUUAGCGAAGAUAUCGGGAGGGAGAAUCAUGCCGCAUGAUUAUGAAUUGAAGGAUUAUUGGACGUAUAAAGUUAGGGGAGGAUUAUUACCUGGAUGGGUAAGGAGGGCCACGAGGGGAAAGAGGAAUUUUUGGAGAGAAUGGGAUUUUGAUGCCGAGGAGGUGGGGAGUAAGGUUGAUAGUGUGAGAGGACAUAGGACGAGGGGGAGUAUGGCGAAGAGCCACAAGAGUACGAAGAGUCAUGAUGUGGUCAGCGCGCGAAAAAAUGAGAUAAUAGGGAUUCCGAGUGUGAAUGGACACGGAGAGAGGACGUGGGAGAUGCCUGAAAUGGCGUUUCCAAAGAGUGGUGUGGGUGUGGGUGGGAGUGGGGGAAUUGGGGAAGCCCUUGGAGGCGAAGAGAGGAGAGAAAGUACGAGGACUAUGAGUUCUGCAGGGAGGAGCUUAGGAAGAAGAUCGUAA
Messenger RNA from Sclerotinia borealis F-4128, 1893 nucleotides. Lineage: Eukaryota; Fungi; Ascomycota; Leotiomycetes; Helotiales; Sclerotiniaceae. The record is from the annotation of a GenBank genome assembly.